CUCUGGAAGACAGCAGGGAGCAUUUGGCCGCAGGUGAAGGGAGGGCUGCUCUGGCGCAGAGAACACCUGCUGUAAUGGCGCCGUUAUUGCGCGGUACCACUUUACACUUCAGACCAGAAAACCGUUAAGUCUGCACCAAUUUAAUCUCCGAGGACGCUGUCACUCCCUGGAGACCAAAGAGGUGCAUUUGAUUGGGCCAAAACUAUGAGUCCGCGGCACGGAGAGACACAAACCGGGAGAAUUUCGGCUAUAUCAGCUCGAAAUCAAAUCGGGAUCCUUCAGUUCUGUAGUCGGAGCUCAGCUAAUGAAGAUGCAAAGUGACAGGAAUGUGUUUGGUGCUGUGUGCCCCAACAAAACGAGGCAACAGGGUAGAAGAUCUGCAGGAAACAAAAAGGAUAAAGUGCUGGUUCCUAGAAGUAGCAGCCCCCUCACUGUGUACGUUGAGCUCCCCUGCAUCAUUGAGCAAGCUUUUUCAACAAUUGCAUGGGAUGAUCUGGAGGAUUGUGCGUCUGUGGUGAGAACAAAGAGCGAUUCCCUUGGCCCUCGGGUGAACGAAUCUGAAGCAGAUGACCAUGGUUUUGGAGAUUAUGCACUGGAUUUUAUGGCAGAUUCUCCUGCCACACUGGAGAGCAGUUUGUCUCAGGCUGAACUGGUCCCAUUUCAGGGAUGUGUCAUACCUCCUCUCACCCCUCAGAGGUUCUUGUGCUCAGAGGACAGUUUGGUUCACUCCUCUACAGAAGCAGGAAACCAAUCUACCCAGGAUGGUGUUCUCUGGAAGGACAUCGCUCAGUGCCAAGAGAGAGUUUGGGGAGAGUCCAUAGAGGUCAACCAUCAGCUGAAAGAGACCCUACAGAGAAAACAGGAACAGAUCGACUCACUUCAGGAGAGAAAUCUUCACCUCAGACAGCUGGCCAGCCGAGCAAAGCACCUGGCCUCAGUGCUGGAAAAACUAAUGACGGUCAGAGACCCAAAUGUAAGCGAGCCAGUGAUACCUCAUGGUGAUACAACUUCCCUGAGUCCUUCUAAGCGUCAGCGUCUGGAUGAAGGAUAUGAAACUGAGUCCUCUGACUCAGUGGAGGACAUGCUUAGAGACAUCAGCACACGCUGCAAUGCUGUCCUGCACGGCACUGCCAAAGGAACAAAACCCCAUCAGGAGUCAGAGACUAUUCGCAUGUUCGGUUCAUUUUCAGGCCUACAGACCUGUUUCUCCAAAGAGAGCAGCAUGGCGACAGACGCAGCAGAGCCAGAAGACAGUGUCUCAUCUUUCAGGACUUCAAUUAGAGAACACAGCACCAUCAGGACUCAGGUGUUUCCUAACGGGCGGGCCUUCACAUCCACGACUCAGCAAGGAGGAUACCGCUUUCGCUGGGUUCCAAACCACAGCUGAAAGUAGGGUCAAUAUAUGAAGAACUGGAUCCAUCAGGGCCUCUAAUUAGGGACCUUAAAGGUGCCAUAAGUCUGAUACAGACACGAAGGAAGUGUGGGUGGGCCCUGUGACUGUUAAUGCUUAACUAUAAUCUAUAGUGAUAUCUGUGAAUGAUUAAAUGAUGUCUUCCUCAGGUAGCAUGUAAGCUAAUCAGUCAGAGGUGGUGUGUAACAAAGGAAAUAACACUGCCCCAGCUUUUCUUUUCUUUGUGUUCCUGUUUACAUGCCUCUAUAAUGAUCCAGCCAUACAAAAGAGCAUUGCCAUGGUUAUUUUUACACCUCGAUGUGUUUCAUCGUGAGAAAAAUGAAAAGUCUUUGCA
Molecule: messenger RNA, 1745 nt
Organism: Notolabrus celidotus (New Zealand spotty)
Lineage: Eukaryota; Metazoa; Chordata; Actinopteri; Labriformes; Labridae
Product: multicilin
Exons: 7
Coding region: 305-1387 (360 amino acids)
Biological process (GO): negative regulation of DNA replication; negative regulation of cell cycle
Cellular component (GO): nucleus
Source: RefSeq, a predicted model, not a curated record